GUCAAUUAAAAAGCAAAAUCUCAAGUUUGUGGGGUCGGUCCAUUCUUUUGAAGCUCUUAUCCUAUAAAAAGAACAUUCGUCCCACGUAAUACACGCCCUCCUCUCUCUUUCCUUCCUUCCAAAUCCUGACAUAAGUAUGCCCGAACAACCAUCCCUCCUCCUCCUCCUCCUCCUCCUCCUCCUCUCAUCCGUUCUCUCAUCCACCGCCGCCGCCGCAACCAUAGCCACCCGACGAUUCAAGGAGGCCCCGCAAUUCUACAACUCCCCGGAAUGCCCCUCCAUUUCGGAGAGCAGCCACGAAAUCGAAGGCGAGGCCGAGAAGCCUGGCGCGGAUGAUGACGACGACGGCAUCUUCAUUUGCUCGGACACGGCGGUCCACGUCGCCAUGACCCUCGACACCGCGUACAUCCGCGGCUCCCUGGCGGCGAUCUUCUCCAUCCUCCAGCACUCCUCCUGCCCCCAGAACGCGGUCUUCCACUUCGUCGCCUCCACCUCCGCCGACGGCCCUCUCCUCCGCUCCACCAUCUCGGCCUCCUUCCCUUACCUCCGCUUCUGGCUCUACCGCUUCCAGGACGCUGCUGUCUCGGGCCUCAUCUCGACAUCCAUCCGCUCCGCGCUUGACUGUCCGCUGAACUACGCCCGGAGCUACCUCGCCGACCUCCUCCCUCCAUGCGUCCGGAAGGUCGUGUACCUCGACUCCGACCUCAUCCUCGUCGAUGACAUCGCAAAGCUUGUGUCGACGCCGCUCGGGGAUAGCGCUGUCCUCGCCGCCCCAGAGUACUGCAACGCCAACUUCACAGCCUACUUCACGCCGACCUUCUGGUCAAACCCUUCACUGUCGUCGACCUUCGCAGGCCGCAGGCCGUGCUACUUCAACACUGGAGUGAUGGUGAUCGAUCUCGACCGGUGGCGACGCGGGGACUACACAAAGAAGAUAGAGGAGUGGAUGGAGCUGCAGAAGAGAAUGAGGAUAUACGAGCUGGGGUCACUGCCCCCGUUCUUGCUGGUCCUCGCAGGGAGGAUUGCAGCGGUCGACCACCGGUGGAACCAGCACGGUCUCGGCGGGGACAACUUCCGGGGGCUGUGCCGGGAUUUGCAUCCCGGGCCGGUGAGCCUCUUGCAUUGGAGCGGGAAAGGGAAGCCGUGGGCCCGGCUCGACGCGAACCGGCCGUGCCCAUUGGACGCCCUCUGGGCUCCUUACGAUCUCUUGCAGACUCCAUUCUCUUUGGAUUCCUGAAAAGAAAGAUCAAACAUGUUGUCGAAAGAUCUUACGUCGGGCCUCCUUAGCCGGAGGAGGAUCGGUAUCGGACCCGGCGAUCCGCACCUCUCACGGCGAUGAAUCGCGCAUCACAUGCACCCAUGACUGGAGUAGAACUUCAAUUCUGGAUCGGGAAAAUUGCUGAUGAAGGCCGAGAUGGUUUCACUUUUGAGCAUUUGUUCUUCAAAAAGAAUGUGAAAAGUUGUAGAUAUAUAAGAGGUCUUGAUGUGUAAUUGCGUACGACGGACGAUGAACACAGAAUCAAUAAAAUGUUUAGGAUGAUGCAGA
Molecule: messenger RNA, 1546 nt
Organism: Rhodamnia argentea
Lineage: Eukaryota; Viridiplantae; Streptophyta; Magnoliopsida; Myrtales; Myrtaceae
Product: probable galacturonosyltransferase-like 1
Exons: 1
Coding region: 137-1237 (366 amino acids)
Cellular component (GO): Golgi apparatus
Molecular function (GO): glycosyltransferase activity
Source: RefSeq, a predicted model, not a curated record